GAACAUCAAUCUGUUGCACCAUGUGUUAUAACUUUGCUUUUGGAGUGUGUAUGUAACGUUACACAACGGCAUGCAUUGAGUCAAGGGAAGCACGUCUGUCUUGUGGGUGAUUUCUUUUUUAACUAAAUUGAGAUUAUGAUAUUAACAUACCUCCUUCGUGGGUGCAGUUCAAAAUAUGGACAGGUAGCACUAUCGAGCACUCGUUUUUGCAAUAAUUGCUGCAGCUUCAGAGGAGUAGCGACAUCCAGAAGUCAUGUCUUUCUCAGGAGGAUCCCCCAGAGAUUCCUCAAUCCGUCACGGGGUGCUAAAACUAACAGGAGAAAACAGAGCCAGGAAGAUGACUGGAAGAAAAGGAACAAGACUGUCCUCACAUACAUUGCGGCUGCCGGGGUCGGGAUGAUUGGCAUGUCGUAUGCUUCUGUUCCACUCUACAGACUGUACUGUCAAGCAACAGGGUUGGGAGGUGCAGCUGUAGCAGGACACGACACUGAGCAAGUGGAGACGAUGAAGCCAAUCAGGGAUCGUGUUAUUAAAGUGACUUUCAAUGCAGACACACAUGCCAGCAUGCAAUGGAACUUCCGUCCACAGCAGUCAGAAAUUUAUCUCGUCCCAGGAGAAACUGCGCUGGCCUUCUACAGGGCAAAGAAUCCCACAGACAAACCUGUUAUAGGGAUUUCAACUUACAAUGUGGUGCCUUUUGAUGCUGGACAAUACUUCAAUAAAAUACAGUGCUUCUGUUUUGAGGAGCAGAGGUUAAACCCACAUGAGGAGGUAGACAUGCCUGUUUUCUUUUAUAUUGACCCAGAGUUUGAUGAUGACCCCAGAAUGGCUCGAGUUGACACUAUAACGCUCUCAUACACAUUUUUUGAAGCCAAGGAAGGACAAAGAUUACCCAUUCCUGGUUAUAGUUAAAUAAACAAUAUGCUUUAUUAUUUAUGCUGUACUUUUAAUCAGAAUGAAAUUAUAUUAACUCAAAUUAUAUUUUGUGUGAAUAUGCUGUAUGUAUAUGUGAUGUCACAUUGCACUUUAAAUAAUUAUACGGCCUGAAUUUAUCAUAGAUAACCAAGAUCAACUGAAGGUCCGUGAUAAUGUUGGAAAGUAAUGAAGGCAUUUCAUAUCUGUCUGUGAGAUUUGUGGUCAUAAUAAAAAUUUAAAUUCUCAUUUA
Messenger RNA from Triplophysa dalaica, 1165 nucleotides. It is a transcript of the gene cox11, whose product is annotated as cytochrome c oxidase assembly protein COX11, mitochondrial. Gene Ontology annotation, molecular function: copper ion binding. The record is from RefSeq and is a predicted model, not a curated record. The transcript is spliced from 5 exons. Gene Ontology annotation, cellular component: mitochondrial inner membrane. NCBI's taxonomy places the organism in Eukaryota, Metazoa, Chordata, Actinopteri, Cypriniformes, Nemacheilidae. The coding region runs from base 136 to 912 and encodes 258 amino acids.